This is a messenger RNA of Eubalaena glacialis (North Atlantic right whale), 856 nucleotides long. Its product is annotated as keratin-associated protein 10-10. The record is from RefSeq and is a predicted model, not a curated record. The transcript is spliced from 5 exons. The coding region runs from base 10 to 525 and encodes 171 amino acids. Lineage: Eukaryota; Metazoa; Chordata; Mammalia; Artiodactyla; Balaenidae.
GGCCUUCCCAUGGAAGGGCACAUCCCACUCUGGCAAGAUGAGGAGCUAGCCAAGCAACAGAGAAGAAAAGGCAUCCCAGGCAGAAGGAACAGCAUGGGCAGAGACAUGAACGCCUCCUCUAGCCCGUGGAAUCCAACCCCGGCUCCCGUCAGCAGCCCCUCCCUGCUGCUCCCCAUCCCUGCCAUUGUCGUCCUCGCUGUGGGCAUCUAUUUGUUGCUGCUGGGCCUAGUGCUGCUGACUAGGCACUGCCUGCUGGCCCAGGGCUGCUGCACAGGCUGCAGCUCCCCCUGCAGGAAGCAAGGCGCCUCCAGGCCCCAAGACUGUUGCUGGACCUGUGCAGAAGCCUGUGACUUCCCUCUGCCCAGCCCAGCCCACUACCUGGAUGCCUGCUGCUCCCAGCCCGACGAAUCUGAUUGGGCCCCUCACUGCCCUCGCUGCUGCCCGCUCUGUGACUGUGCCUGUGCGUGCCAGCUUCCUGACUGCCAGAGCCUCAACUGUCUCUGCUUUGAGAUCAAGCUCCGAUGACAAGACCCAGGGUCCCUGCCCUUUGGGGAGUGGCCAGCUCCCAGGGCCCACAUGCCCUGUUCCCUGAGGGGCCUCAGGACACCUUUCUCCAGGCUAUUGGAACCACAAAUGGCCUACCCAGCUCACCAGCCUGGGAACCAGCAGUGGAGAGCCUGGCUCCCUGCAGAGUGGGACUCAAGGAGCCCUCCGCCAGCUGGAUGGCAGCCCCUUUGGAGGGCCAGAAGAGAGAGUGGCUGGUGCUCUGGCAGAUCCCUGUCCAAAGAUUUCUCUUGACAACCUUUUGAGGGCCUCAGUCUGGAUUUCCAAGGAAGAAGUUUCCUCUGAAGUACUG